AGAAAGAAAAGAAAAGGAAAAACAAAAAACAAAACGAAAAAUUACAACAGCUGCAGAAAAGAAAGGAGGACGAGAGGGAAGAAGAAGAAAGAAGAGAGGGAGAGAGAAAGAAAGAGAGAAACCAUUAACAAAAACAAAAACAAAAACAAAAAAAUCCUCAGAAACUUGAAAUUUUCGAACCAGAAGAACCUACCCUCCUUCUUCUUCUUCUUCUCUCUCUCUCUCUCGCCGGUGGUGGAGCUCCGGCUUGCAUUUCUGUUUCCCCCUUUCUUUUGGUUUUUGGUUUUGCUUCCCUUACAAACAGCCUUAACGGCUUCUUUCGUCCAAGCAAUCUUCGACCCUACACCCGUGCCUUGCCUGCUUUUUUGGUUCAGGAAACAUUACUAUAUUCAAACAUUUGUCUGCGUCGAUUGGGAGCGACGCAAGAAACAAAUUUCCGGCGGGGUGCUGAACCAUUUCUCCGCGUUCGUUUUUUUUGUUGGGGGUUCUCUGCCAAAUUACCUUUUGCUGUUGCUGUUGUUGUUCAAGUCUUCUGGGUUCCGUUGUGGUUGUCUGGGUUCUGAAUCUCGCGUCCCCUUUCUUUUUUACCCACUCGUCGGGCAUCGACAUUUCUCUCAGCUCUCACCGGAAAAUUUAGCGCCGUGGUUCCUCUUUCUCCCGAUUCAUUUCCCUUUUUAAACCUCUGGGUUUGGACAAGGUGGCCGCUUAUUCGGACCGGAGUUCCGAGUUUGCGGUGGCGGAAACUGUGGUUUGAAGUUGGAAUAGGGUAGUUCACCUCAUAGUUUAAAAUGAUGUUAUCAGCAUCCUCUCCUCCGGUGACGAGGAGCUCCCUUGAGGAGAUGCUGGAAUCGCUAAGGCAGCGCGAUGAGGCAUUGGAGAGAGCCAAGGACCUGCCUCCAGCUUUGCCUGCUCGACCCACUUCUAGGGCAAGGCUUCCUUCUGCACGCCUUUCGCUGCCCACAGACUUCAAAGUUGGUGCCAAUGGUCAGUUAGCAGGCAAGGUAGAGAGUAUCUUAGAGAGCAAGAUAGAGAGUGUUGUUUUAGGGAGCAAAUUAUUAGUAAGUGUCGAUGACAACAAAGUGGAGGAACCCAAGAGGAAGGAGCUGGAGAGCAGGAUGGGAAGUUUUGGAAGCAGGAAAAUGAGGAAGGUCAUGGACUCUGCCGACUCAAAUCCGUACGUUAAAGAAAUGAAUCAACAACGAAGGGGUUCUUCUGUAAGUUCGAUACCUAUUAUUAACGAGGUGGAAUUGGAAGAUAACAUUGGCUACUUUAUUAGGAAGAAACUAAGUGUUUGGUGUCAACUGUCAACUGGGCUGUGGGCUUCUGGAAAGAUACAGUCAACUUCAGGAGAUGAAACAUCUGUUACACUUGCAAAUGGAAAUGUUGUAAACGUGCCACCAGGGCAGCUUUUACCUGCAAACCCAGAGAUUCUUGAUGGUGUAGACGAUCUUAUGCAACUUAGUUAUUUGAAUGAGCCAUCCGUUCUUCACAACCUUAAGUACCGAUAUACUGAGGAUAUGAUCUAUAGUAAGGCGGGGCCAGUUUUAAUCUCUGUCAACCCAUUCAAAGAUGUCCCACUGUAUGGAGAUAAUGCUAUGGCUGCUUACAAGCAGAAGGAUAUGGACUGGCCUCAUGUUUAUGCCCUAGUAGAUGCUGCUUACGAGGAGAUGAUGAGAGAUGGAAAGAAUCAAUCCAUUAUUAUAAGCGGAGAAAGUGGAGCAGGUAAGACUGAGACGGCAAAGUAUGCGAUGAAGUAUUUGGCUGCCCUUGGUGGUGGUGCUGGUGGUAUGGAGCUAGAAAUGCUUCAAACUAAUUGUGUUCUCGAAGCAUUUGGGAAUGCUAAGACCCUGCGUAACAAAAAUUCGAGCAGAUUCGGAAAGUUGAUUGAAAUUCAUUUUACUUCAUUAGGAAAGAUAUCUGGCGCUAAAAUUCAAACAUUCCUGCUAGAAAAGCAUUCUUCUUUGAGCAGUCAAGAGUGGUUCAGGUCGGCGAUGGUGAAAGAUCAUAUCAUAUCUUUUAUCAACUAUGUUCUGGUGCAUCAUCUCUCCUCAGAGGUACUGUUUAUGAUUUAUGAGAAAUGCAUUUAGAAACUAAAUCUUAAAGCAGCCUCAGAGUACAAGUAUCUUAAUCAGAGUGAGUGCUUUGAAAUUGAUGGUGUUGAUGAUGCCCUCAAGUUUCAGAAACUCCAGGAAGCCUUUGACAUGUUGAGAAUUUGCAAAGAAGAUCAAUCUCAAGUGUUUGAAAUUCUUGCUGCAAUAUUGUGGCUCGGGAAUAUUAAAUUCCAAACUAUUGACAAUGAGAACCACGUGGAGGUGUUGGCGGAUGAAGCUCUAGCUAAUGCUUCCAAGUUGAUGAAAUGCACCGCCCAGGGCCUGAUGGUUGCAUUGUCAACCCAUAAAAUUCGCGCAGGGAGUGAUAACAUUUCUAAGAUAAAAACAUUGCAGCAGGCAAGUUCAGUCCAAAACGCAAUCGAUGCUAGAGAUGCAUUGGCGAAGUUUAUGUACGGGAACUUGUUUGAUUGGCUUAUGGAACAGAUCAAUAAGUUGCUUGAUGGAAACCAAAAUAGUUGGGGGUCUAUAAAUAUCCUUGAUAUUUAUGGGUUUGAGUCAUUUAAGAAGAACAGCUUUGAACAAUUUUGUAUAAAUUACGCAAAUGAGAGGCUGCAACAACAUUUCAACAGACACUUGCUUAAACUAGAGCAAGAGGAGUAUGCUGAAGAUGGAAUUGAUUGGGCUAAGGUUGAUUUUGAAGAUAACCAAGAGUGCUUGGAUCUUUUUGAGAAGAAACCUAUUGGGUUGUUAUCUUUGCUUGAUGAGGAAUCAAAUUUUCCAAAUGCCACUGACUUGACGUUGGCCAAUAAGUUGAAUAAGCAUUUGAAUAUCAACCCUUUCUUCAAAGGUCAACGAGGUAGAGCUUUUGGCGUACGUCACUAUGCUGGGGAGGUUGUGUAUGAUACGAAUGGAUUCAUGGAAAAGAACCGAGACCCACUGCACUCUGACUUCAUCCAGCUACUAUCUUCAAGCAACUGCAAGCUUCUUCAAUCAUUUGCUUCACGAAAGCCUGAUCAAACUCUUAAAUCACUAAGAAAUUCAGUAUCACAACUAAGUGGACUGGAAUCUUCAACACAAAGUGUUGGAACAAAGUUCAAGGCUCAACUCUUUAAACUCAUGCAUCAUUUGGAGAACACAACUCCUCACUUUAUUCGCUGCUUAAAGCCAAACAGAAAGCAGCUUCCUGGUGUGUACGAGGAGGAUCUUGUUCUACAACAACUCCUAUGUUGUGGAAUUAUGGAGGUAAUGAGGAUUGCAAGAGCUGGUUAUCCUUCUCGAAAGACACAUCAAGACUUUGCUGGGAGGUAUGCUUUGCUCCUUCCUGAGCGAAGUGAACAUUUGGACCCAUUGAGCAUUUCUGUUGCCAUCCUUAAACAGCUCAAUGUUCUCCCUGAAAUGUACCAAGUUGGCUGCACCAAAGUUUAUCUUCGCACUGCCCAGAUUGCCAGAUUAGAGGAGCAGAGGACAAAAGCUCUGCAAGGCAUAAUUACUGUCCAGAACUGCUUUCGAGGUUCCAAGACUCGCCGUCAUUUCCAUGAGCUGAUAGAUGGUGCAACAACCCUACAAUCAUUUGUUCGUGGAGAAAAUGUGAGAAGGAAAUUUGAUUCUAUGUCAAAGACAUAUGACGUCAACACUCUCCCAGUAGUUAACGAGCAGUUGGCUGCCAUAAUAUGUUUGCAAUCAGCAAUCCGUGGGUGGUUGACACGGAAGCAACUUAAUGACAAGUAUAAGUUGAGGCAGUCAAGCCAGGAUAAUACAGACUCAAGAAGAAAGCCAGGGAGAAAAAUUUCUGAAGUAAAGGUCAUGCCACAGGAGCAGAUUGAGGAGCUUCAGAUUACACUAUUGGCAGAACUCCAGAAGAGGGUUGCUAAGGCAGAACAGAAUUUGGUACAAAAAGAUGAGGAAAAUGCAGCACUGAGAGAGCAGGUAGAAGAGUUCGGGAAAAAGUGGUCUGAAUACGAAUCAAAGAUGAAAACCAUGGAAGAGACAUGGCAAAUGCAGAUGACAUCAUUGCAGGCAAGUCUUGCUGCAGCGAGAAAGAGUCUUGCUGCUGAUAACCUGACUCUUCAUCAGCAAUCACCUCACCACUACUAUGAUUCAGAGGAUUAUCCUUCCAUUGGCUCUCAGACCCCUGGUGGAAGCACACCAAGAAAGAUUCCUAAUUCCAUGCCGGAUCUUAGAAUGGCUAAAGAACAGCCUAUUAACGGUGGCAGAACUAAUCCUGUAACCACUUUACUGAUGGAAUUCGAGCAGCAGACCCAGAAUUUUGAAAGCAACUGUAAAGCCAUAGUUGAGGUGGGUUCAGGGAAUUCAUCAGGUUCUAUCUUAAAUCCUGAAGAAGCACUUCGAAGACUGAGAAAUCAGUUCGAGAUAUGGAAGAAGAACUACAAGGCCAAACUGCGAGAGGCAAAGACUAGGCUCCAGAAACUUAGCCAUGGCGAGAACCACAGGGGCCGCAGGGGUUGGUGGGGCAAAAUUGGUGCCAAAAUGUUGACAUAGAAAACAAAGGUCAAUGUCCAAGGCAGAAAAAAUGGAAGAAGAAACAUUUGCCCUCAAAGAUGGCUGCUUGCUCUUUGAUUCUCUUUGCAUUCUGGUUAAAGCAAGCACCUUGCCAUGAAUGCAGAGAAUGUUUGUAGCUUGUGGUUAAACUGCCUGGUGGUGGUGGUGCAAGGAUUCAUCAUAAUCCUGUGAAUAGACAUAGAUUGUAGUAGGUACCUCAUCUCCCUUUUCUCUUGUGUUAUAAGCCAAGGUUAUUCUCUGUAUAUCCUGCUUUCUAAAUUGUAAUGUAAAGAAAACAUGGUGCGGCUCAGAACUCUGCUACUGAAUGAAAGAUGAAAAGUUUCCAUAUUCCUUGUCAUUUGGUUUGGAAUUCAUCCACCCUGUAAAUCCCUUUUGUUUGAUGCUUCAGGGGCUUGUUUGGUUCAUGGAUUGUGAUUGUUCCAGAAUUCAUCAUUUUGCAACAACAACAAAAAAAUACUUCACUGUCCAAACCACCUCUCAAUCUCCAUAUUUGUUUUCAAAUACUGCACAUGAAGAAGAAAAGGCAUAGGCAGAGAAGUUGUUUCAAUUUACAUUAAACCUCCAUAUGCAAAGGUUACACACAAAUGGUAGUAAAAGUUCCAUAAAAAUCUACAAGUGGCAGGGGAAUCAAAUUCUAGGGCAUUAUCUUCACGAUCCAGGGACAAAUUUGGUGGCAAAGACCCAGGCAUUGUUGGCAACAGGAUCAUCAAGAUGGUCCAACAAAUUCUCCAAGGGACCCUUCCCAGUGACAAUAGCCUGAACAAAGAAACCAAACAUGGAGAACAUGGCAAGCCUGCCAUUCUUGAUCUCCUUCACCUUGAGCUCCGCGAAGGUGACCGGGUCAUCAGCGAGCCCCAGCGGGUCGAAGUACUGCCCACCGGGGUAAAGCUCGUUGCCUUCUCCAACUCCAGGCAGGCCAUUGAUGCGAAAUCCUUCCACGAGUCCCAUCAGGACGACCUGGAAUCCUAAUACAGCAAGGAUACUCUGAGCGUGGACCAGGUUCGGGUUUCCUAGGUAGUCCAGCCCGCCUUCUGAGAAGAUUUGAGCUCCAGCUUUGAACCAUACUGGCUCCUUGAAGUCCACGCUCACCCAUUUCUCCAGGACCUCUGGCGUGAUGCAGCCCAAGGCUCCAAGCAUCGCCCACCUUCCAUGGAUUACCUCAAGAGCCCUGUUUCUGGCGAAGGCUUCUGGAUCAGCAGACAAACCAGCAGUGUCCCAGCCAUAAUCACCUGGGAAUUCCCCAGUAAGAUAUGAAGGAGUCUGAGCUGAGAAAGGUCCCAAGUAUUUCACUCUGUCAGGUCCAUACCACAAAUCAUUUCCCUGAUGUACUUGGCAUUCCCCAUGGAGACUACAUCUCUAAAAGGGUUUGCGUUUUGGCCCCUCUGUCCCAGAAAUGGAGAUGGGUUCAGCACGGUUCUGGAGGCAGCCAUAAUUGUGGAAGCAGCCAUGGUUCAAAACGAGGCUCUUGCUCUGUGUUUGCCACCAAUUGAAGUUCCUUUCGACAGAGAGCGAGAGCGAGAGCGAGAGCCGUGGAAUGGAACUGUGUAGAGACUCUGUUUAUAUAUGAGAUGGGACAUGGAGAAUCAAAGGUGGGUAAACAAGUGGUGGAGGAAGGGGAAGGAGGCGAGGAGAGAGCCAGAGAGGAGCGUGAUGUUGAAGGGGGAAGCAGCCAAUGAGGAGGCUGCAAAGGAUUUGAAGUAUCUGCCACCUCAUCUCCUUCUAUCCACAUAUUUAUCUCCCACUCUGCGUACUAACCAGCCCAGCCCAGCCCAUCUUUAGUUCCAG
Messenger RNA from Linum tenue, 6356 nucleotides. The record is from the annotation of a GenBank genome assembly. NCBI's taxonomy places the organism in Eukaryota, Viridiplantae, Streptophyta, Magnoliopsida, Malpighiales, Linaceae.